This is a messenger RNA of Carassius gibelio (silver crucian carp), 9921 nucleotides long. RefSeq names its product TSC22 domain family, member 3 (gene tsc22d3). The record is from RefSeq and is a predicted model, not a curated record. Gene Ontology annotation, biological process: regulation of transcription by RNA polymerase II. The coding region runs from base 8234 to 8881 and encodes 215 amino acids. The transcript is spliced from 3 exons. Lineage: Eukaryota; Metazoa; Chordata; Actinopteri; Cypriniformes; Cyprinidae.
AGAAAAGGAAAGCUGUCUCAGAGAAGGAGCAGGUUAUUUAAUUUUGAUUAAUGAUUACAGGGACUCUUUUUAUGAAGAAUACCUUGCAUGGAUGAAUCAUUUACAAAAACAAUAGAAACAUAACAUCAAGGAUUUAAAUGUGGUCAAGUAUUACUUAAUGUUGAGUAUGCACUUUGAGAAAAAAAAAAGAGUUAACGAAUAAAACAUUACUGUACAGUAUGUGUUAAUACCUUUAAAAAGAACUGGAAAGAGAACAAAUCUAGAUGCAGUUGCUGUUUUAAAACGGCCUUCUGCAUUGGUCUGGGUGUGGCGGUUGACUGUUAUGUAAAACCAUGUCUGUGUGCCUGCAUAUCUGAAAAUAAUAAAGAAAGUGGUAUUUUAAAUAUGAAUAAAGGCCAUGCAGAGAUAUCCUAUUCUGUAAACAUGGAAAGCUUUGAUAGUAUAGUGACAUAUGAGCAAGACGUCCGUCUCUGCUUCUGAUCUUUAGCAUUGUGCCAUGUAUUGGAGCUAAUGACUCCUAUCAAGUCAUAUUCUUUUAAAUAAAAUGAAAUAAUCAUGGAGAGUGACUUGGAGAGCUAGGGAAAGUAAAACUGUGCAAAUACACUGAACUUGCUGAACUUUCUAUUUGCAUUAAAAACAGGCUUUCUGUUAACUGCCUUGUUUUUACAGUGACUAAGAACUGCAAACAAUGUCUCAAAAGUCAUUCUUGACAGCACUGAUCCAUUUUAAUCUCAGUAUUUUGAGUUUGCAGAGUAGAGACAAUCUGUUGCAUGCAGAUACAGUCUUUCAACAUGCACUAUUGGCACAUUAUGGAGCAAAUGAAAGUUGUGCCACUUUUGCACACUAACAAUCUGGGUGUUAUUCAAUAACUAUCUGUAAUCAAAUUAAGUCAAGCACACUAUCUGAAUUUUAUAGUCUACUGAAUUGCCUGCAUCUCAUUGAUAUACAGUCACAAUAAAGUACAGCAGAUUGCAUUAGUCUGCUACGUGAAAGAUUGCAGACUGCACCGUAUAAAAUGCAUUCAGCACUAAUUGGUAGGAGUAUGUGCAAAAUUACCUACUUUGCAUAAUUAAUUCCCACCGAAGAUCAUCUGAGGUCAAUAGGUGACCUCAUCGAAGUUCAGAAGCCUCGUAACAUGCUUUUGCAUAGCAGGGUAUGGCCACCACCUCCCCUGACUGCUCUGAACAUCGCGUGUUUCUGCAAAAGUGGCUGCAAGCCAGCAUAUCACCAUUUUUUCGACAACUUUCUCAAGUCUGACUAGGCUUCUAGAUUGUUUUGGAGAUAUGCUGACAGCUAAUUGGCUCAAACGCUGCCUACGUGUAAAAAGCCUGCACAUCAGAGAAAAACAUAUCUGCACCGUUUACUUGACCUACGUAUUUCUGUCCGGUCGGUUGAUUUUGAUCAGAGCCUUUACGUCACCACCUCUGCUACCUGCACAUGUAUCAUCUUUCAGUUCAUACCUUUAAACGAUUUAAUCCUUUUGUGCGGAGAAGAUUAAGAAUGCACAAAGCCUCAAGAUAACACGUUUUCAUUCUGCAGAGGUAAUUGCUUGAAUGCACAUACAUAACCGUAAGUGCGUGCACAAACACCAAUACUCAGGAGCAGGCGGCGGUUAUGUCUCAAGGUGAACAAAGUUACCCUGUUUCUGGGAAAUUCCUUUCUUAGCUAAGAUCCAUUCAUGAUGAAGACAGAGGAAUGAGUUUGGGCCAGUGCAGUGGGUUUGAGGCAGCCCAGGUGCAGUAAAUCUUUCCUGCCUGGCUGCCAGCUUGAUCCAGCCAGAUGGAUCUCAGACUGAGAGAGGGAGGAUUUUGGGUGGAUUUCUCGUCUAUUUGUGUAUAUCUUCAAAUGUGCUGUGAUGACAAAGUGUGUGCAAGAUAACAUUAUUUCUUGACCUUUGCUCCUGUUCCUUAGUUAUUUAGACAUCAGUGUUUGCCUAAAGGUUUAAGGAUCAAUUGUGUCAAAGGCAUUUUGUCUGUGUUGUCUUUGGAAACCAUCCCAUGACAGCAUCAUAUGAUUUAGAGGACAACUUCUUUCAGUGCAUAUACUACGCUGCAAGAAGGUAAAUAAAGAAUGAUUGUUCUCAGAUGAUUUAUGGUGCCCUUUUAUUAUACAGAUUAACACAAUUAUGUUUGAAAUUGAUUUACUUUUGUUUUCAAGCUUCAUUGGUUGCAGAAAAUACAAACAAGCACUUCCCUAGCCAACAGACACUGAAGCGUACCUGAUAAAAUAAAUUAGUACCGCUCCACACACGCACAUUUUGUUUGCAGUUGAGAUGCGAUGCACUAAUGAAUGGAUUUAGCAGGAGGCCCUUUGCCAGGCUCUGCACAUUGUGUUGAUGCCAGCUGAUCUACGUUCAAGCGGAUGUAAUGACAUCAGACGCCUUAUGCUCCACCCCCCUCCUGGCAUGUCCACUUAUCUUCUGGAGCCAGAACACUGGAGCUUCGCUUGUAUUGCUGCCACUUUGCAGGCAGGGAAGUCUCUGUCUCCAUGGCUCACGUCAGACCACCAUCAGACACUUCCUACAGCUCUCGCCUCCUCAAGAGCUUUACUAACAAAUGAUGCUUAGUUUAGUGAGAUUAUGACUAAGAUGAAGAUGAUGACCAUUCAAACGUUUGGGGUCUUCAAUGUUUUUAAAAGUCACUUACACUCAUCAAGGUUGUAUCUAUUCUAGGAAAAAUACAGUAAAAACAGUAAUAUUGUGAAAUAUUAUAAAUAAAUGGUGUUUUUUUUUUUUUUGAAGAUUGAGAAACAGCCUUUACUUGAAAUAGAAAUCUUUUGUAACAUUAUGUGUCUUUAAUGUCAUUGUUGUUUAAUUUAUUGCAUCCUUUUUGAAGUAAAAUAAAAAUCAAUUUAAUAUAAAAUUUAUUUAAUUAUAUACGAUUGUAAAACGUACACAAAAUGUGUUUUUCUGUGGGUGUAACUUUAGAAUAUCACAUGAAACUGAAAACCUAAAACAAGUUUGUAGUGUAUACAGUACAAUUACAAUGAUGACGCCAAUGCUGACUUCAGUAUUAGUAAUUAUUUUGUAAAACAUUAAUAGGAAAAGGGUGACUGUACAUUUAGAGUGAUGAUGUCAUUGCUGACUUUAAUUCUAGUAAUUAUUUUGAAUACGCGGAAAACCACUGACGUUGGAAAAACAUUGACAGAACACAUACAGAAGACUUAUAUUUAUUUUUUUUAUUUAUUUAUUUUACUGCUGUAGAAGAACUGUUGCAUUGACAAUGGGUUGCAUAAGCUUUCUGGGGCACACAAGGCCCACUUUCUGAGCAAAGGUGCUCUUUCUCAUUGUUGAGCCCGUGGGAGGUCAUGGCUCAGCAAGAGACAUUGAUUAGUAUGACCCGUGAGCAGCCGUGCAAGAGUAAAGCGCUCUGACGGCUCUCUGCGCAAAACAAUGCAUUAUUAAUUAAGAGUGUGUGUAGCAGUACAGCCACAUCUGGUGCGUUCUCUUUUCAUGUAUGCACAGCAGGGGCCACUUGAACACGUGGAUCAUUGGUACAUUCCAUACAGAGCUGAAGACCGAUCCAUUCACAGUUUCAAUGUAUCAUAUUGGUGCAGAAGUGCAGAAUUUUUUGGGAAUUUCAUUUGGUGACUUUAACUUUAAUACCAGUUUUCUGUCAUCAACACUCGCAUUUAGAGAAAGACUGACAUAAAAUAACCUUUCUCGCCCCCAAAUUCAUGUGUGACUCCUGCAUUUCUAACUUCAACAUGCACUUCCCAGUCAGACUGGUGCAAUUGGUUAUGCAAUUUGAAAAUGGAGACAUGGAACAGAGUUUUUCAUUUUCAUAACAUUUUGCUAGCGCAGUAAUAAGACUGCAACGUGCAUUCAAGAGACAUACAAUUAUAUUUCGUUACAUAAUAUUUAACUGCUCCAGUCAACAAAUAAAUAUGAAAUUAUGUAGCUAAAAACACUACAGUUCAAACUUAGCAUAUUAAAAUGAUUUCUGAAGGAUCAUGUGACACUGAAAACUGGAUUAUUGAUGUUGAAAGAUCGCUUUAUCUAUACCAAUAUUUUAGUAAUAGACUGGAUGACCCAGCAUUGAUGUUUCUUGUGAAUCAAUACUAGAUAAAUAAAUGCAAGCCCAUAAAACAGGGAGAGGGCAGUAGAUUCUCUUGAGUGGGUGAAGACAGAUGAGUGCACAGAACUGCUGAGCUGACACAGAACUCAAGCGUGUGUAAAUAUCCAGCAGGAAUAGAGGCAUUAAAUGUCCGCAACAGCCUCAAGUGGCUGACUCAAUGCAUUACAGACUCAGGCUUUCUGUCAUGAAAAAAUUAGAUCUUUAGUAUAGACUGUGCAGAAUUUCCAUGAAGCCCAAUGGAAACAGAGUAACCACAGAGAUGUUAUUGAAAGCCAUAGGCACUGUAGUCCACAGUGAGUCUUGUCUAGAAAGAUAACAAAGCAACAAUGAGGGUCAGACAUGUGACACACCUGGGCCGUAAAGGUACAAAACCUGCUAAUACUUGCUGUAUGAUUACAGGUGGUUUUAUAACUGCUCAAAUGUGGUCUUAUGUAAGCAGCUCAUCCAUGCACAAUGAUAAUAGAGCCACUGACAUUCUGACCAUCAUAAUUGCUCAGUCAGCCAAUGCACGAAACCUUCAAUGUGUUUUUUUUUUUUAUUUUCGUUGCUUUCAAAAGUCCUACAAAUGUUCUGUAACUUUCUGGCGUACAUUCCUGUCUUAUUGACUGUUCAGGGCAGGACCUAGCAAUCGCAGUAUUAACAGGUCAAGUCAAGAGUUCCUGUGAAAAUACAAUACAUGGGAAGCCAUCCUGACAAGGGAAAAACAAGCAAAACAAUUCCUACUUGCACAUCAUGUUCAAAAGGAAUAAACGCCUUAUUUGCCCACAGGCUGACCUGAAUUAUUUCUGUAAGAAUUACUUGACUCAGGCAAUUAGACAUGUAUAUAUCCAUCGAAUUAAAGUAAUGGAUGCCUAAUCUCGUUUUACAUAACACAUUGCAUGCACAUCUCCUGUCCCAACAUGUUUUAUGCAGGCAAACAAACACCCAGCCAUACACUGCACAUACAGCAUAACUGCUUUGUUGCAGUCAUGCAUGAGUCUUUUCAGACACACAAAACAAAGCCGUCUGCUGAGAAAUGAGCACGCUACAUACAUAAAAGUUAAAACGUGUCUUUUUUAUUCCAACAAAAGGGAACUUAAAAAAAAAAAAAAAACACAUACCAUAACUGGAGAUGGAAAAUUCCAAAUGGAAAUUUAACAUCAUCUGUAAAGAAUAUUCUAGGAAAUUCCAGAUUGCACCAGUGAGACUUCAUUUGUAUAGCAUUGUCAUUUUGUUGACUUUAAUAAUUUAUCAUCCUCUGAAUAUUCUGCUCUCAGUCUUGUCGCAAUGAGAGUCACUAAUCAAUCUUGCCAUGUGCAAAACAGAUAUUCUGGGUAUUUGUCUAAAGAGAACAGUCAGGCAGAGAACGAAGGGGAAAAAAGACACAAUAUCAUUGUAUGUCCACCUCCCUCCCAUCCAGCUGAGAGAUUGGGACAUUUUUACUCCAUCCACACUGCUGGAGUCGCAAAGUUGCAUUUCAGGCUGCGUUUUUAGUUAAGUGACUUUCUCAGAGCAAGGACCAUGAGUCUGCCACCUUUCUACUCACCUAGCCUAUUUAAGAGAAGGGACAGGCGGUAAGUGUAAGAAUGGAGUCGUGUAAGUGUAUCAUUACUACUGACAGCUGACGGAUUAAUUGUGAAGGUGUGAACGUGAGUGAGGAAAGUAAGUCUUGUUUAACCACCCAAACAGGCAAAAACGGCAUGUCUUGCUCUACAAGGUGCAAAAAUCGUUACGUUUCAGUCAGCGAAGUGCGUGACUGCGUUUGUCAUCUGCUGUGGAUCAUGGUAAAAAGUAAUUACAGAUGGGUUAUGCACAUCUUGCAUAACUUGUUUUGGCAGGAUACAAAGUCAAGAGUUUACACUGUAGAUGGUUUUAUUUACAUAUUUGACUCAUAAGUAUGGUGAAGGUUUCUCUCUAGCCGUCCUUUAGUAAACUAGAUUUAAUUUUUUGACUUAAUAAGCAGCAACUAUUCACGGAAUGCAAACUUGACGGACUGAAAAUGUGUCAUUCCACACAUUCCUUAGAUGUAAUUUUUGGUGUGUCCCUGCGUAUGGAAAAUCUAACCAAGUUUACCAAGUAUGGUUAGGUGUGCUUUGUGGGUUUUUCGUAAAUUAAGUUUAACUUGUUGCAUUAGGGGUUCAAGUAUAAAUAAUUAGCGCUUCUGACUGGUCUUAAAGUUUCCAAACUGUGUAGUAGCAGUGUAAAGGAUUUGUUUAUUGGAGCGAGUCUGGGACAUCUCCACCUUGGACCAUGGUGACAGACGGGGACAUACUGUACCAUGGCACAUCUGUGUUUACUGUGAUGUGCAGGGUUUUUUUUAGGAGAGGAGGCUGAAUGAAGCAUCUGUUUACUCAUCUCGCUGCAUCACAACAAUACGUUAUUCCAUUAUUAUUAAUGCAUUAUUUUUCCAAUCCCAAAUGAGUUUUAAGUACCUCGUAGUUCCACUGGAAUGUAAUGUAUGCCGUUUUUUCUUUGCUGAAAAGGCUGGUUGCCCUCGUUUUGUCAUGUCAAGCCACUAAAAUUAAUACUAUUACCUUACACUAAAUCUGCAGAACAUGAAUGUUCUGUUGACACUUAAUUAUUUGAAGACCCUUAGCAAGAUACAUAUUUCCCCCCUUCAUCUAAGGUACGAUUAUCAUUUCAUACAGUACAAACUGUACAAGUGCUUGCCAAUUACAGAGACUACAGCUCACCAGGAGUUCAGCAUCUGUCAAACAGGAAGACGUUAACUUCCUUCUGGGGUGUCCCUGUGAAAUCUAAUCUGGCAGCAUUACCAACUCUGCAUGAAAUGGAAAGUGAAAGCACUAUGGUCACUAAUUUGUGCUUUUCUGUGAAAUCUCAUUAGGUGAAUCAACUUUGAGUCGUCACCUUUUCAAAGGGCUUCACUGGGAUCUAGAAGAAUUCUUACUCCACUCAGUAAAGAUGAUAGAUUGAAAGAGUUGAUAAUGUACAUAGGAUGUAAUUUCGUGAUGAUGCAUUUUCAUAACAUUGCAGAAACUUUGUGUAACGUUUCUAGCACAUGCCAUCCUUAUAGGUAUAUACGAAUGCAUUUAAAGAAAAUUGAGUAAAAGAAAGAUGGAUAGAGAAAUUUGAGAUUCUAGUUGUGCUUUUCAUCAUAAUAAUUAUGAAUUUAUAUAAUGUCAUUACUUUAAGUAGUAAUCUAUGUAUUUUAAUUCCACCUUAAUACAUAACAUACAUAACAUACGCAAGCAUACAGUUUGUCAGACUUUUUAAAUGUAAUAAAUAAUUUGUAGUGAGGUAGAAGUGCAUUAUUUUUUUCUUUCACCCAUUCAAAAAUAUUUGUUUUGUUCAAAAGGUGAAAUUGAGUGAUUUAAUACGUAGUUCUGUAUGCUGUGGAUGUCUAUUAUCAAUUGGACAGAAGUUUCGGGUUUUUUUUAAAUUGUAUUUACAUUUUGAGUCUACAGCAGGUAUUAGAAUAAUUUUUAUUUUAUUGUUUAUGUUUUAUAGUGUGGUUUCUCUGUCUUAAAACAUUGUUAUAUCACUGGAACACUGGUAAAACUGAAUUAUUGUUUUUGGUUUGAGCUUUAAUGUUAAAAACUAAACUAAUGGACAGUUUAACACUUAGUUUGUUUACAUUCUGAGCUAGCAAAAUGUACACACACCAGCUUAUUGACUAAUAUCCAAGUGUUGAAGCAUCAGGGACUAGAUCCCAGCCUUCAGGUUGAGCACAUCGGUCAUACACAGUUUGCCCAGUAGAGGCACUAAAGGCUACAGUUAAACUGUGGAAGAAGUACUGUGAGAAAAUUCUAUUAACUCAUUCCCCAACCAGUUCCCAAACUGUCUUGUGUACUGUACCUACAAAACUUUAAUCUUAUGAAGACCUUGAGGUAUAGAUUUUAUAGAAUUGUAGCUACUCUAACUGAUUAUUGAUUUUCACCAUGUAACAAAUUACUGAGGGUUAUAGGAACAUGUUGUUCCUUAGUGACAAUGUAACCUGUGCAAAACAAAUGCAUUCUUUUGCAUUAUCUGUUUUCACGAGGCUUACCAUAACUUGGCGAAACGUAUCACUAAUCAAAACGUGAUGCAACAAGUAACGGCCACUUGUUAAUGUGUUUCGAGGGUUUAACCCGCGGCUGUUGCAUGCUGUGUGUUCUUUGAGCGAGUUCAGUGAGAGGGCAGAAAGAAAAUCUAUGCCACAAGCCUCAUUUGAAUAAUACAUGCGCGCGUCAUGUGACGCCACCGCUGACUAUAAAAGCCCCGCUGCGGCAGAAAUAGUAUCACUAGCCGACAGUGUUUCUCUGAAACCGCUUCUAGUUCUCUCACAGCGCCCGGUUCUCUUCGCAACGAAGCAAAACAACCAGGAUUGUAAACUCGUAUCCAAACAAGUCGCAAACGUGGCGAGAAGUAUUAUUCAGACGGGUCUUGUCCUCAACAUGAGCACGGAGAUGUUCAAAACGCCAAUGGAGGUUGCAGUCUAUCAGCUGCACAAUUUCUCCAUCUCCUUCUUCUCGUCCUUACUAGGAGGAGAUGUAGUAUCAGUCAAAUUAGACAACAGUGCCUCUGGCGCAAGCGUUGUGGCAAUUGACAACAAGAUCGAGCAAGCAAUGGAUCUUGUGAAGAAUCACCUAAUGUAUGCAGUCAGGGAGGAAGUUGAGAUCUUGAAAGAGCAGAUUAAGGAACUGGCAGAAAAGAACAACCAGUUGGAGCGUGAGAACAGCCUGCUGAAGAACCUGGCGAGCCCAGAGCAGCUGGAGAAGUUUCAGUCACGUCUGCCCUCAGACUCCAGCCUCCCCCUGGAGCCUCUGGAGCUGGGGUCCCCCGAGGACGGCGAGCACCAGUACAACAGCACGGGAUCUGCUGUAUAAGUGGCUCUGCCAAGGGGCGGGCAGAGCCACAGCUCUCACCUGAAAUGGACCUCCAAAUAUGCAACUUCAAGAUGAAGCUGGCUGUACAGAUGAAAACCUGACCUGAAAUGAAAGCAUUGCGACAAGUGGCCUAGUUCAGUAAUAUCUGACAAUCUCUUCGGACUAACACUGAAAAGAGAGAGUGAUGUAGACGUCUGAGGUUACUGUACAACGGGACUGAAGUGCCCCUUGCUAUGAAGGUGGCCCAGCCUUGCUUUCCCUUGGUCCCUCUCAUGAAGAGAAGGAGAGUGGUUUGCCUGAUGGUGCUGGCCAAGAGCUCAUCUUUGGCCUAUCCAAGUCAAGCCAAGGAAAUGUAUACGUCCCUGCGAGAGAGCCCCACCUGACGCACGAUAUACGGGACUCACUUCAUGCCCUCCAUGUCAUUGAUCCCUAGUGCUGUGGACAGCUCUUAGCUCCCAUGGUUAAGGACGUUCGAGAAGGACCUGUAUGCUGCGCUGCUCCUCUCGUCCACAGCAGUGACUCCUGCAAUUUGAUUUGUAUAGCAUCGCUUGUGUCUCUGCAGAUGGGGCCUGCUUCUUAUGGGGAUUAUUGCUUGUAUGUGUUUUGAAACGGAACAAAAACAAGUUGUUUAUAUGGGCUAUGUGUAAAGUGUUUUUUUUUUUUCUUAUUGUGGGAAUUAAUCUGUAUACAUUUGCAUAGUUCUGUAAAUUAGUGACUGAUGUAAAGAGAAAUGUUCUGAAAGAGAGGCUGCAAAUGUUCUGCUGACCUGUCGAACAUCUGUUCUGUUGACCUAUGCCAACCAACUAACAGGCACGACGGUGUCUGAAGAGGGCCACAUGUUUUCGAAUGAACUACCAAAGACUUCCCUAAUACUCACAAGCCAACAGGACCAUGUGGAACUUUUCACAGGGAGAAGAUUUUUGACCGCAGUCUUUUUGAAACAUGGGUAUUGUUGCUUCAUUGUGUCCAUGGCAUUUUUUUUUUGUAACAAUUUAUGGAUGCAAAAUGCACAUUGCAAUAAACCUUAUGUUUACACUAAA